Messenger RNA from Penicillium longicatenatum, 213 nucleotides. RefSeq lists its product as uncharacterized. NCBI's taxonomy places the organism in Eukaryota, Fungi, Ascomycota, Eurotiomycetes, Eurotiales, Aspergillaceae. The coding region runs from base 1 to 213 and encodes 70 amino acids. The record is from RefSeq and is a predicted model, not a curated record. The transcript has a single exon.
AUGGUUGGGGAGAAAGAAGAAGAGAAGUGGAAGAAGAACGGUGCGGAUGUGGGGAAUCAAUGUAUUCGUGCCUCAGGCACGCAGUAUCGCGACUCUCGGUUCAAGUUUGGAGAAAUGCCUUGGACAGCCCUAUAUAUCCAGGAACUAAUCACAGCGGAGAAGAGUAUUAUGAUUCUUGCUACUUAUCCAGCUGAGAUCUGGGUUUCUCCCUGA